Messenger RNA from Synchiropus splendidus (mandarinfish), 5672 nucleotides. It is a transcript of the gene disp2, whose product is annotated as dispatched homolog 2 (Drosophila). The coding region runs from base 87 to 4343 and encodes 1418 amino acids. The record is from RefSeq and is a predicted model, not a curated record. NCBI's taxonomy places the organism in Eukaryota, Metazoa, Chordata, Actinopteri, Syngnathiformes, Callionymidae. The transcript is spliced from 10 exons.
GGUUCAUCGAGUUCUGGAGCUGGAAGCUGCGGACAUGGACGCCGGGUCCACCGCCGAGGCCAUCCUGAUGGACGAGUCUCCCACGGAUGAUGGAGGGGUCCCGGAGGCUGGUCCGAGCAACAUCCCAGCGGUGUCUUUGUGUCCUCCUGACAUCGUGUGCGCCGACGAGGCAGAAGUGGAUCUAUGUGACAGCUGCAGCAGCCUGGGCAGACCCUCCGCCUCGUGUCAGCUUUACCACAAAGUACGACGGACGCACGGUUCCUCCCUGUGGGCGAGCUGGACCUUACGAGUCGCCUCAGUCCAAGAGGUGUCCCCACUGUGGCCUUAACAAGACACUGAAACCGAGCAACCCAGGAUUCCAUGAGAACAGAGAUGCACCGGCCAGUGUCGGAAGUAGUUCUGGUCAUCAUGGUCCAGUCAAGUGUCACCGGCUUCACGGGUCGAACGAAGGCGGGUCGAACAAACAGAAGCAGCGUCACGUGGUGACAGUCAGAGAAGGCGGAGCUUACUGGCUGGUGAGAAGUUAUUCACAGGCUCUGGUGGAUCACCCGUUGGCCUGGCUGCUGGGCUGUGGAGUGCUGCUGCUUGGAUGCUCUGUGGCAGGACUGCUCAUCGGACCACUACCGGACUUCUCUGAGCCUCUCCUGGGCUUCGAGCCAAGAGGAACUGAUAUAGCGGUACGGCAGUCGAGCUUGACCAGGCUGAUGGAAAACACUGGUCCUGGAAAAGUCUUGUCUCCUCUUCCACAGCAGCUCAGUAAAAGUUUUGGUGUCCCUGCUGGUGAAGACGGAAGUCAUGACCCCUCAAACUCAAGAAUAAAAAGGAUGUUGUUGGAAGACCCGUCAUCAGAAACGUUCCUCUGCGAGACUCCAAACCAUCAUCUUGCCCAACUUGUGUUUCGUUCGGAGAACGCCGCCAGCCUCUGGAGCCUCAAGUCCAUCCAUGCCAUGUGUGAGAUGGAGACCUCCAGGAUUCGCUCCCAGGCCCACUUCCAAGAUUUGUGCCAGCAGCAUGUAAGAACAGACUCUGACUCCCCGUCUAGAGGCGUCUGCUGCCCCAGCUGGUCUCUGGGAAAUUACUUGGCAGUCCUCACCAACGCCUCUUGCUGCCUCUGUCUGACAUCACAACAGGUGUCGGAAUCCCUUAGCCUCCUCCGGAAGUGUGCGCCCUACUAUCACCAGGGACUUCUGGUGGAGGCCUGCGCCCAGAGACCACAGCAAAGCAGCUGCUCCUCCGUUCCGUCCCGCUGCAAGCAAUCCCAAACUGUUUUCCAAAUCCUGCACUUCCUGGUUGAUAAGGAUUUCCUCAGCCCCCAGACGGUUGAAUACCAAAUUCCAACUCUCAAGUACAGCCUUCUUUUCCUGCCAGUAGAGAAGGGGGCGCACAUGAUGGAGACGUACAUGAAGAGUCUUGACGGCAAAAGUCUGACGUACAAAAACACAACCAUCACUGGGAUUGAUUUUGGGAUCAAGCAGACGCUGUUUAAAUAUUACCUGGCAAGAGAUUCCGUAUAUCCGGUUUUGACGAUCAUCUGUCUUCUCCUUACGAUGGCUCUGUACCUUCAGUCCCUCUUCCUGGUUGUGUUGUGUAUGAUAGCGACCACAGGAUCCCUGCUUAUGUCCUACUUUCUCUACAAGGUGGUGUUCCGUCUCACCUUCUUCCCCCUGGUCAACCUGUCGGCUGCGAUCAUUCUCUUGGGAAGUUGCUCCAAUCAUGUUUUCAUCUUCGCCGACUUCUGGCACUUGCAGCUAUCCCAGAACCCUUCCACUACAAUGGAGAGGAGAUUGAACAGAGCUCUACAGGAAGUAGGCUAUUUGAUUCUGGCUUCAGGAGUCACCUCCAGCGCAGCGUUUUUUUCCGGUUACUUCAGCAGCAUUCCGGCGAUCAGAUGUUUCUCAAUUUAUCUCGGAAUCGCCUCUUUGAUGAGCUCACUUUUGAUGCUAAUAUGGCUCCCAAGCUCUGUUAUUCUGCAAUAUAGCUACUUAGAAACAUCCUCAGUGCCUUUUGGGGUGAAAAGAUGGACUCCGUGUUGCUCCACAAAGACUGGCGGAUUCUGGGAUACAAGCUCACGGAGGCGUUGCCUCUUCAAGCUAGCGCAGAAAGCGAGAGAACUCAAGCGAGGCCUUACUGAUACCUCAAAUCUAAUUUUUCUGAAGAUCCUGCCCUGGGGUGUGGUGAAGUUCAGAUAUAUAUGGGUGUGCUGGUUCACAGUGCUAGCGGUCGGUGGCACCUACAUGUCUUGCAUCGAUCCGGGCAUGACCUUGUCCACUCUGGAAAGCCGGGCCACGCAGCUGUUUCGCUCCAGUCACCCCUUCGAGAGGUACGACGCAGAGUACCGGCACAUGUUCAUGUUUGAGAGGCAGAGGAGCGGAGAGGACAAGCCCGUGAUGAUGAUGCUGGUUUGGGGCAUCAAACCGUCAGACAAUGGCAAUCACUUUGACCCUACCAGCAACAGCUCCUUGCUUUUCGAUACAGCCUUUAACAUGAGCCAUCUAGACGCUCAGGUGUGGUUGAAGGACCUUUGUGAGCGAGUUCAAAACCAAAGCUUCUAUUACACGCCUUCUCUGGAGAAUAAAAAUGAAAUGACGGACGUUUGCCUUGUUGAAGAACUCACCCGCUGGGUAUCAGCCAGACAGUGCUCAGAAAGCGCUGAUCCACUUAAUUCUUGCUGCAAUAACAUAUCUUUUCCGUACACCCCAAGUGUUUUUGAGAACUGCCUCAGUAUGAUGCUAGCAGAGCGGUACACAGAAGGCCAUCUAGCCCACCAUGGCGGCGUCUACUUCAAGCCAGACGGCGGUGUCGCUGCUCUGGUCUUGGCGUUCAGGACCACAUACAUGUACAGCUUUAACUACAGCAGAACCAGUCGGUUCUACAGAGACACUCUGGCGUGGUUCAACCGAGAACUUGCCGGAGCACCUCAAGGGCUAGAGAACGGCUGGCUCAUCAGUCAGCUCUCUCUGUUUGACCUCCAGCAGUCGCUGAGUUCCGAGACCAUGGUCCUGGCUGGACUGUCAGUGGCUGUCACCUUAGCAAUGCUUCUGUUGACAACUUGGAAUUUUUUAUUAAGCCUUUUUGGGACUAUAGCCGUAGGUGGCAGUGUGUUUGUCACUAUUGCACUGCUGGUUCUUCUAGAAUGGAAACUGAGCGGCCUGGAGGCGCUUCUCAUUUCCUCAGCCGCCGGACUGUCUGUUGACUUUGUUGCCAACUACUGCAUCUCUUACAGCUUUGCGCCACACUCUGAUAAAAUUGGGAAAGUCGCCCAUUCCACCAAAAAAAUCGGAUGUCCUGUAGCAAUAGUUUCCAGCGCUUUCUUCGGUGCGGGGAUCAUCAUGCUGCCUGCCACAGUACUGCUGUUCAGGAAAUUAGGGAUUUUCCUGUUCCUGGUCAAGUGUGUAGCUUGUGGCUUCGCCACCUUCUUUUUCCAGUCAUUGUGUUGUUUUUUCGGGCCGCAGAAAAGCUGCGGUUUGACAACCUUGCCGUGUCUGUCGGAUCCCAACGACAAUGUGUCGUCUUCUCGCUCAGAAGAGUCAUCCUCUGUAAACGGAGCGUUUGGCAGAGCUCGAGCAAGGGGGGGCAGUGACAAAGAGGGGGCUGGUUACUUCUACCAAAAACACCAGUGUCCGCAGAGACCGGCGAGAGGCGGUCGGGGCGCAGAGCAGUACGAGCUCCAGCCGCUGGCGUAUCGGUUAAGCGACAGCUUUGACAACAGUACAUGCACAAGCAAGCUGUCCAACAGGCCUUCGGUGCUCUCGGAUGAGAUUGAAUACUGUGAGGGAGACAUGGGUGCUAAUGGAGAAAAGGCAGAUGUGAUGAGUGAACAAUGUCAAACGGGUUGCCCUCCUCCAGCGCUCCAGACCUCCUCUCCGUACAGGGAGAACUCUCAGCGAGCUGUCAGCCAAGACAAACUGCCGUGUAAAAACUGCCUGGCUCAGUCUGAUGAGCGAUGGACCAAUAAGUCAUUCUCAUCAUCCUCAAGCAUCGAGGAGACCAUCAUCAGCCACACACUCGAGACCACCGACCUGCCGUCACUCAGCACCGAGGAACAAGCCACCGACGAGAGACACCUAUCUCAGAGCUCCUGCGAGGGUCUCUCCGACGAAACGUGCCUCACCGACAUCGAGCCGGGAACUUCGGACGCGCGCCAGCGUGGCGAGGAGGAGGCUCAGUUACAACCGGGUCGUCUGAACAGCAAACGGGACACGCUGAGACUCUCUUUGAAUGAACCUGUUUAUGAGACCACAAAGAGCAGGAGUGGCCAAAACGAGGAGGUGGUCAUUCUGCCUAACAGUAAACCAGACCUGCCCGACGUCUGGAUCAAGAGGGACGGGCAGCGAGACUGCUGAGCAGCGCCGCCGCAAAGGAUCACACUAGGGCACUGCACUUCACUCAGUCAGCUGUGACAGCAUGAUGGAUGCUCCAGCAUGACACGGCCAUAACUUCCCAGCAAGAGCAUGUUUUGUUAUGUACCUGAGGCUACAUCCACGUUGUGAGAGGAUAACCUUUGUUUUUAUAGAGUUUUCACGUCCCUAACCAAGACAGAUUUAGUACGGAGUAGACUACACGUCUAUCUAGAUGGAGCUACAAUACAAGGCAAUUCAUGAUGAAAACCAUGUGUCAAACGCAAGUCCCGGGGGCCAAAUCCGGCCCACAACUCAUUGAAUUUGGCCGUUAUCCAUGUAAAGUUUACGAUAAAAUUUAUUCAAUAAAUUAAAAAAUGAUUAGGCCCUUAACCUACAUAAACGGCUAUCUAAACACGAGUCCAAAAAGCUUGUUUCUGGUAUCGCUUCAUGGUGGAUAAAAAUCACAGUGAUGUGGAUGUAGCCUUCACCGGCACCUUGUCAAAUGUUCUACUCCAUAAUAUGCAAUACUACACACGUUACGUUGCUUGCAACAUGACGUGCCUCAGUGAAGAGUCAUCUAAAUGUCGCAGAGCGAGUUGCCAAUUGUGUACAGUUCGUCUUCUGAAGAACCAUAAAUACGUGUCUGUGGUGUUUGUGAGAAGUGCGUGAUUGUGCUAAAUAGAAAUUUAUUCUUGAUGGAGAAAGGGCAAAGUGUAUUCCUGUAUCUGGGCUUACUCCCUCAACAUAGGUCGGACCCACAACUUGUGCUAACCUUAAAGCCUUUGGAGACCUUUGCGGAAAAGGCCUUUUUUUCUACACAAGCAGAGAUGUCAUAUCCACCCAGCGUGUGUCUUCUUGUACCAGUCGUGAUGUGCCAAACUUCUGUUGACUCCAAGAGGAAUAUUGUCUCUGUGUCACACCCAGAAUAUAUUUAUUGUGCGGGACUACAUUGUGGUGACUUUAGAGAAGGUGAUGUCCGUGACGCUUCAUGAUACGGGGCUGAAAGAUGAAGCAUGUUCACCAGCUUCAUGUUUCCUCCCAUCCCAGUUCUCCAGUACUGCUGUGUGAUUUUAACAGAAAUCUGCCUCUGAUGAAUCUAUCAGGUUUUUAUAACACAACAAUGAAAUUUGUUUGAAAAAGCUACAUAUGAAAUACAUAUUAUUUACCAGCAACUACUUGUCAUGUCCACAGUAAUGAAAAUAGUGUUCAUAUUUAUUUGUAUUUUCAUUUUUCCAAUGCCUGAAGUGCAUUCAUUCACCUCAAAGUGUAUCUAAAAAUGUAUUUUCUUUUAUAAUUUAAUGGCAUUUUUUCUUUUAUUAAUUGAUGAAUAAA